Molecule: messenger RNA, 384 nt
Organism: Dovyalis caffra
Lineage: Eukaryota; Viridiplantae; Streptophyta; Magnoliopsida; Malpighiales; Salicaceae
Source: the annotation of a GenBank genome assembly
AUGCAAAGUUUGAUCAACCUAAGCAGCCUCUACAUCUCUCACAGCAAAAUACACAUAUCUGCAGACAUUUGCAGCCGUUCUGGAAGACAGUUCGAGUUAUUAAUUGCAGAAGUUGUCAAAUUUUGCCUCGCAUCAAAUAUGAAGACUUCAUUUCAGAAACAAGUUAUUGGAAUUCCAAUCAGAUCAGCAGCACAUUCAGUUCAGAAGAUGCCAAGACUGUUAGUUGAACAUGAGAAGCAGCACUAUAUUCCAACUCCUGCAAAUAAAUCUCUCACAUGCAAACAAAAUAAAACAGAUUCAAUGAUGAAAAGGAUGGAGAAGAUAGGGAAAAAAGCCCAAUUUGCUCAUGGAAUCGGAGAGCAUGGUGAGUUAUUGAAAAGUUGA